Messenger RNA from Neomonachus schauinslandi (Hawaiian monk seal), 1877 nucleotides. RefSeq names its product ribosomal RNA processing 8 (gene RRP8). Gene Ontology annotation, biological process: rDNA heterochromatin formation; regulation of transcription by glucose; cellular response to glucose starvation. The transcript is spliced from 7 exons. NCBI's taxonomy places the organism in Eukaryota, Metazoa, Chordata, Mammalia, Carnivora, Phocidae. Gene Ontology annotation, cellular component: rDNA heterochromatin; nucleolus; chromatin silencing complex. Gene Ontology annotation, molecular function: methyltransferase activity. Bases 94 to 1467 code for a protein of 457 amino acids. The record is from RefSeq and is a predicted model, not a curated record.
CAGUAUCGGCGGCUCCGGGCCCUCGGUUCGCUAGAGACGCGCUCUGCACGUGGAGAGUUGUGUGGAUCCCGCGACUUCAUCCACCCCACCGGCAUGUUUGAGGAGCCGGAGUGGGCCGAGGAGGCUCCAGUAGCCGCGGGUCUCCCGCCUGUAGCCUCGCGGCCUCGGCCCGCCUCAGCUUCGCAAAUCAAGGGCUCCAAGCACCGUCAGCUCUUGGCCACAUUACGGGCCCUAGAGGCAGCAUCUCUUCCCCAGCAACCCCCUAGCCUGCCUGGCAGUGACUCUGAGGAGGAUGUGGUGGAAAGGAAGAAGAAACACCCAAAAAAGGCCUCAUCUGCCAGUGCUUCUAUUGAAGUAGAGAAGAAGAGGAAGAAGAAAUGUCAACAACAGGGCCCACCUGGCAGUGACUAUGAAGAAAAGGAAGUAAAAAGGAGCAAAAAGUGCCUCAAAGGGGUUUUCAGUGCCAGUGACUCUGCUGAAGAACAGAAAAGAAAGAGGAAAUGCCAGAAACAGGUCCCCUCAAACCCCGCCCAGCACCAGGACAAUGAUAACCAAACAGGUCCCAAAGCUUGGAAGAGUAGUGCGACAAAUGACCAAUCCAAGCAAAGUCCUGGGUCCACUUCUGCCAACCCCCCGCAAACCUUGAGUCGCAAGCAGUGGCGGAACCGACAGAAGAAUAAACGUAGACAUAAGAACAAGUUUCGGCCACCUCAGCCACCAGACCAGGCUCCAGCCACAGCCCCCAAAGAGGAGACAGAGAUGCCUCCUGCCCCCAGCCCAGAUAACUAUGAGGAUCGGGCAGGGGCUCUGCGAGCCCGCAUGGCACAGCGGCUGGAUGGUGCCCGAUUUCGCUACCUCAACGAACAGCUAUACUCAGGGCCUAGCAGUGCUGCACAGCGUCUCUUCCAGGAAGAUCCUGAAGCCUUUCUUCUCUAUCACCGCGGCUUCCAGAGCCAAGUCAAGAAGUGGCCACUACAGCCAGUGGACCGCAUCGCCAGGGAUCUUCGCCAGCGGCCUGCGUCCCUGGUGGUAGCUGACUUCGGCUGCGGGGACUGCCGCCUGGCUUCAAGUAUCCGGAACCCUGUGCACUGCUUUGACUUGGCCUCUCUGGACCCCAGGGUCACUGUGUGUGACAUGGCCCAGGUGCCUCUGGAGGAUGAGUCUGUGGAUGUGGCUGUGUUCUGCCUUUCGCUGAUGGGAACCAACAUCAGGGACUUCCUAGAGGAGGCAAAUCGAGUGCUGAAGCAAGGGGGUCUCUUGAAAGUGGCUGAAGUCAGUAGCCGGUUUGAAGAUGUUCGGACCUUUCUGGGGGCUGUGACCAAACUGGGCUUCAAGGUCAUCUCCAAGGAUCUUACCAACAGCCACUUCUUCUUGUUUGACUUUGAAAAGACUGGGCCUCCUCGGGUAGGGCCCAAGGCUCAACUCACAGGCCUGAAGCUUCAGCCAUGUCUCUACAAGCGCAGGUGACCCCUGGGCCUGCCUUGAAAGGGGAUGCAAGUCUUGAACUCCAGGCUCAGAACUCUGAAGACUGUAUCCAGCCAGUCUCUGACCCAGGAACUGAUAACAUCACUUUCGCCGUCUUAAGACCAAAGUGUGAUGAAACCCCCUGGCUCAGCCCUGCUCUCACGAAGGCUUCUUGUUUGUGAGAAGCAUAAAGUAACUCAGGCUAGCUAAAGAAUAAGGAGUUUAUUGUGAAAAUACAAGGGUAUCUGGGAAAUAUGGGUCCUCCAGAUGUGGGAACUAGCUGGUUUGGAAUUCAAGGCAUCUCUGGGUUUGGCUCCUCUUUCCAUCUAUCAGGAGUCAUGUGGACUUUCUGCCCUGGCAUCUCUACUCUCUUCUCAUCUCCGUCUCCUGAGAAAAUCUACAGCCAGGGCUGG